Molecule: messenger RNA, 962 nt
Organism: Contarinia nasturtii (swede midge)
Lineage: Eukaryota; Metazoa; Arthropoda; Insecta; Diptera; Cecidomyiidae
Product: zinc finger protein 510-like
Exons: 2
Coding region: 24-962 (312 amino acids)
Biological process (GO): regulation of transcription by RNA polymerase II
Molecular function (GO): RNA polymerase II cis-regulatory region sequence-specific DNA binding; DNA-binding transcription factor activity
Source: RefSeq, a predicted model, not a curated record
AAUUGUCUCUAGGAAAAAUCGAAAUGGCAUUCAAACGCUGUGGUUUAUCACUCGAUGAUGACUUCAAGCAAUAUUUCCUACGCUCUUCGAAUAGCCGCAUCGAGGAAUCUUAUGACCAAUUCAAAAUUAAUUCAGUACUCAAGAGCAAAAUCGAUGCUAGUGAGGACCCGACCAUGUUAGCAACCUAUGGAUCUCCAAUGGUGGUCUCAUGUUAUGACAAACACAAUACCCAACAAGAGAUCAAGGACUUCGUCGAAAUCAUCGACUCAAGCGAUGAGGAUGACCAAACAGACAAUCUGAUUGAAAAGGAAUUAUUGGAUGUGCUAUCUACUGCUCGGUACAGUGACCACGGAGCAGCACCUGAAUUGAACGAUGACGUUCAAAGUGAUGGAAGCGACAACGAAAUUAACAAUGCAAUGAAAAUAGAGGACAACGGUAUUCCAUUCAAUAUGAAUCGCGAUAUAGACCUAAGGGAUGAAUACGAAUCUAGUGUCACAUCAAACAAUGAAGUGAACGUCGAUGCUGUUGACAAAAGUAGCAACAUGACGGAGGGAAUUCCAGCGAAGAAAAACUCAGUUUCAUCAAAAAAGUUGGUGGUGAAGAAGCGAUACAAAUGCCAAAUUUGUGAAUAUUCCAGCAAUUACCCCACCAACCUCAAAUGUCACAUGCGUACUCACACCGGUGAGAAACCAUAUCAAUGCGAUAAUUGUCACAAAGGAUUCACAACUCUGCAAAACAUGAAAAAGCACAAAAUGACUCACACUAACGAAAUGCCAUUCCAUUGUCGAGGCUGUUUCAGUGGAUUUUCGCAGAAAGUCGAAAGAAAAGCCCAUGAAAAAGUAUGCAAAUUACAUCGAUAUGAAUGCCAUAUCUGCAAGAAGUUUAUUACUGGUGACAAAAAUAAGUUUAAAAACCAUAUGCAAAAACACAACGGCAACAAACCGUUCCGAUGCGAAAUUUGA